Tachysurus vachellii is the source of this 1347-nucleotide messenger RNA. Its product is annotated as retinol dehydrogenase 7-like. Gene Ontology annotation, molecular function: oxidoreductase activity. The record is from RefSeq and is a predicted model, not a curated record. Bases 136 to 1104 code for a protein of 322 amino acids. The transcript has 6 exons. NCBI's taxonomy places the organism in Eukaryota, Metazoa, Chordata, Actinopteri, Siluriformes, Bagridae.
CCUGACAGGAAGCAGAAACAGAAAGGAAAGUAAACAUCACUGCAUAUUGUGAAAGGUUAUCAUCUUUAAACAAUUUCAAUUACGACAAGGCAAGUGCAUCUGUAAAGCUCAUCCUGUAAUUAAAUUGCUCCUCACAUGAAUGCAGAGAUGUUCCUAUAUAUCAUAGGGUUGGUGGUCUUAUUUUAUGCCUGCCGGUGGUUAAGAGAGUUGAAGCAAGUGCCAAACAAAUCAGAGAAAUUUGUGUUCAUCACAGGGUGUGACACAGGCUUUGGAAACCUUCUAGCCAAAUAUCUGCAUAAAGAGGGUUUUUGUGUAAUUGCCGGCUGCUAUACAGAGAAAGGAGAGGUUGAGCUGAAGAAGGUCUGUUCGGCAAGACUCUCGACUGUUCAAUUAGAUGUUACUGAUAGUGAAAGCAUCAGAAAGGCUGCAGGCAUCAUAAAAACUCUGGUGAAAGAGAAGGGUCUCUGGGCUGUUGUAAACAAUGCAGGAAUAUCUCAGCCAUCAGGGCCUAUUGACUGGAUGGUUAUUGAUGACUUUAUGAAUAUGAUCAACGUGAACCUAUUAGGCGUCAUUGCUGUGACCUUGAGUGUGCUACCCUUAAUUAAGAAAGCUAAGGGCCGCAUUGUCAAUAUCUCCAGUGUGCUUGGAAGAAUAUGUUUCCCUUCAAGUCCAUACUGUGUCUCAAAAUUUGGAGUGGAGGCAUUCAAUGAUUGCCUGAGGUUAAACCUGGCACCAUUUGGCGUUAAAGUACUAUGCAUUGAACCAGGAUUCUUCAAAACAAACAUGGCAGACACUAGACAUGUUCAAGACAGUUUACGGAAAAUAUGGGCCAGGCUACCACAAGAUGUCAGGGAUGACUAUGGAAGUGACUACAUUGAUCGGGUGAAAGUAAUGCUGACAGAGAAGAUUGAGAAGAAUCUGGAUGGAGAUCUGAUGAAAGUGGUGAACUGCAUGGCACAUGCUGUUUCUGCUGUCUAUCCUCGCACCCGCUACUCUGCCGGCUGGGACGCAAAAUUCUUCUGGCUGCCUUUGUCCUACAUGCCAUCAUUUAUUUCUGAUACCAUUCUAUUAAAAAACAGCAUCAGUCCUAAAGCUUUUAAUUAAUAUGGCAUUUUUUGUUACAAGACAUUAACCACUAAAUACAACAUAAUCAUGUGUAAAAUUUAAUUUCAAUAAUCCCACUAUGUUUUAGCAAUAAAUAAUUUGUUAGUUAGAGAUUGAGAAGGAGCUGAAGGGGCAGAGCAACAAGAACAUAAACUAAACGUAAAAAUGUGUACAAAUUGAUCUUCAAUGUUAAUGGUAUAUAUCUGGACAUCAAUGGCAAUAAAGCUGCAUGUUGAAAAUACA